This is a messenger RNA of Tetrahymena thermophila SB210, 4698 nucleotides long. RefSeq lists its product as hypothetical. The transcript has 3 exons. The record is from RefSeq and is a predicted model, not a curated record. NCBI's taxonomy places the organism in Eukaryota, Ciliophora, Oligohymenophorea, Hymenostomatida, Tetrahymenidae.
AUGGAGGAUUCAUAUUUCUUCAAAUUUAGAUUUCACAUCAAAAAAAAAAAAACUUAUGAUCAUAAAGAUAAAAAGCUAUAGUAAUAAUAAAUAGAAAAACAAACAGAAAAAAUUAAAUUAAAAGACUUACUAAGAAUAUAAUAAUUAUAAUAAGCUCAAUCAUAAUUUGACAAGAUCAAUUGUCUUUAUACUUCAAUAUUUAAAAUGAUAUCAGUCAAAAAGAGGGAAGAUACAUACCUCUAAUCUAACAUUUAAAGUGAAAAUGACAUCAGCUCUUCUACUAAUUAGUUUAUUGAGAAGCUGUUAGUUGAUAAAGAGGUUUCUUAGUCUCUUGCUAAGCACUCAAUUUCUUAAGUAAAUUAAUAACAAUAAGGCUAGAAAAUUUUAUAAGAAAGCUAAUCUUUUGAGUAGUAAAGAUAAAUUGAAGAUAACUAGAGCAACUCAGAGUCUCCAAUCAGAAAUAACUUAUCAAACGAAGACUACUAUACAAGAUAAAAUGCAUGUUCUGUAUCAAAUGAACAAAUGCAAUAAGAAGAGUUUUUAAAUCUUAAAAGCAAAUAAGAAAAGAGUUCUUUUAGUGAGAAAUUAGAGCUAUGCAAGGAGAGUUAUGCUUUACGAAAUUCUUCUCCUUUUAGUUACUCUGAUUAAAUGCAUUAUUCUAGAAAAUCAACGGCAUUGAGUCUUUACUCAAACCAAAGCGACUCAUCAAAGGCUGUCAAUAAUAGCAGUAAUACCUAAGAAAAUGAGAAGAGUUCAAGUAAUUCAUAACAAGACGAUUCUUUAAAUAAACUAAAAAAGAAUCUAUUUGCUAAUUCUACUAAUUGCCAAAAACAAAAUUCAGAAAUAGGAAACGAUAAUGAAAGAGUACAGUCACCCUAAUAAAAAAAUUCAUUUGAUGACUAUGUUUAGACUUCACCUUCAAACUCAAGCUCAAUUAAGAAUUCUAAGGAGAAAAUAAUUUUAAUAUAAAAACCUUCUUCGUUUUUAUCUUCAAAGGAAAAUACUAAUUAAAAAUCUAAUACAAGUAAUAUAUUUUAAAUUAAUUAAUCUACUUCAGGAGUGUCUCAAACUAAUUCCAAAGAUGAAAGUGAAAAUUCAAAUGAAAAUGAAAUGAAUUGUUGUUACUAACUAAACUCUACUGCUCGUGGUGAAUAACUGUUCUAAAAUUUCCAAAAAAAUUUUAAUUCUACUUUGGCAAACAAAAACAGCAACUAAUAAAUUUAAUAUGAAGAAGAUUAAAGUUUUGAUAAACCUAAAGAUAUUUAAGAACAAACAAUUAACAAUUAAGAUAGUAACAAAUAAUCUCUAGAAUAUGAUAGUGAUCGCGUUUAUAUGGCAUUCACUCUUUUGAUGCACAGUAAAAGCUUUGCGUCGCAAAUUUAGUAAUAAAAUCCUCUAUAAAAUGAGCAAGGAAUUAAUUUUACUACAGAAAAAAUAAUAGAAGAAUUAAAUUAAUUGGAUUUCUCUAAGCUGGAAGAUGGCUCUUUAAAGCAGGAUAUCUUUAAUGAGCUUUGCAAAAAGCAAUCAAAAUAAUCAUCUGAAAAUGAGAUUAGCCAUGAAUAGACAGAAGAUAGAUAAGAUGAGGAAUAUACCAGCUUUGAUUAAGAAGAAUAGCAAGAUAGCUUAGAUCAAGAUAUUGCUGGAGGAGAAUAAAUUUUAUCAUUUGAGAAAAACAAUGAAAAAGAAGUAGAUAAUUAAAAGCUAAAUCUUGUCUUAAGCCUUAAUUCUAAUGAUUUUUCAUCAAUGAAAGCAAAUAUAGAGUUUUAAGAAAAAAGCCCAGAAAAAGAAGACAAUUUAAACUAGAAACUUUUUUAUUCAAAUAAUAAAAAAUAUUAAUAAGCAUAAGAGUGUAAAGAUGCAUAGGAUAAACUUAAAAUAAGUCUCGAAAAUUUAAUUCAGUCUUGCUAAGACAAGCAAAAAGAAGAUUUGAAAUAAAAAAUAAAUUCAGAGUAAUCGAAUAAGAAGGGAUUUUAAUUAUCAGCCAGUCAUCUCAAUUCAAAAAGAGGUAUUCAGAUAAGAGAAACAAUCAGUCUCAAUAAAUCUCUCUUAAUUUAGCUUAAGUAAUCUGAUUCUUUGAUUAAUAAUAAUAAUCAAAUAGCAAGUGAUAAAAAGUAGAGUAAAUUUUCUUCUACUUAAAUACUUUAAAAUUAGAACCAAAAUGCAGUAACUCUCAAAGAUUCUCAAGACACUCUUCCUUAAUAAAAUAAAUUUUAAGAUGCGUUUAUUUACUCCACUCCUGAUAAAUCAAAGAAGUAGCUCUUUUAAUAGACCAAAAAUAACAUUAAAAAGAGAAAAAUAAGUGAUAUUUGCAAAUAUAAAAAAAUAUCACCUAAUAACAAUUGCGCAGUAGAAGUUUUAACAAACUAAUCAAAUCCUUGGGCUUAUAAAGACUAAACCGCUUUACAGGUAAAAUAUAAAGCUAUAUCUUCAAAUCACAAGCAGUAAAUUUAAGUGAUCGACUUAAGGGCGCUUCGCUUGGAAGAAGAAGAAAAGUACGAUGAAAGUGAAGAAGAAAUAGAAGAAUUAAAUAAGCAAAUAAAAGUGAACAAUUAAAUUUAAUGGAAUGAGCACAUUAUAUCUGAAAUUGAAAUUUAGAAUUCAAGCAUAAUCAAAGACAAAGCAGUCUCUAAAAUUCCAAUCUAGUGUCUAAGAAAAGUAGACUCAAAGUAAGAAGAAUAAGUGAAAGCUUAAUAAGAAUAAAAAUCUAAUUCAAAAUAAUAUGAAUGCUUGAUUGAUAACGCAAAUAGCUUAUCUAACCCUAAUAUAUAGUGUGAUAAAUAAAGAUAAUUUAUUAUCAAAUUUGGGGAUUAAAUAAUAAUCAAUAAUAUUCAAAACACCUAAACAGAUCUUAUUCAAAAAAAAAAAAAAUUUUUUAAAUAAAUCAAUAAAUCAUAAUAGUAAUUAAAUAUGUAAGAAUAGGAUAGCUAACUUAAAAAUAUAAUAUGUUUAAGUCAAAUAUUAGGUUUAAGCAGUAGCGUAGAAGCACAAUAAAAAAAUUAGUCUGAUGAGCAAAUUUUGGAAGAAUCACCUUUAGGAUCUCCAUAAAGUAUAAUUAGUGAUAUAAAGAAUAAAGAAAAUAAUUAAAUUUAAACAAACGAAGAUAAUAUUAUGCAGUCUAUUUAGCUGAUAAAUCAAAUUGCAUCGUUUAAUCAUAAUGUAAUCGCAAGUUUGUAGCCUGAAAAAUCAAGUUAGUAGUCGAGUGUUAUUUCGAAACUGGAUUAGGAAAAUGCCUAAAAUGAAUUAGAUGAAGUACUUAGUAAUUUAAAAGUUAACAACUAAUGUUUAUAAUAAAACAAGCAAUCAUUAGAAGAAUAUUUAAAUUAAUUAAUUUCAGAAUAAAGUUUUGAUUAAGGAAAAAUAAUCAACAAUAACAACAACAAUAAUAACAGUAAUACGAAUAAUUUAAAAGAUAAAAAAUAAAUUAUAAUCAAUAGUUCGCAAAUAAAUAAUAAAAAGGAAAAGUAAAAUUCACCUUCAAUACAACAAAAUUCUAUUGCUAAGGAAUUUAAAUCAAAGGAAAAAUUUGAUAAACUUAAUUUAAGACACAGAUCAAAAAGAAUUAUGGAAAGAAAGUAAAAGCAGUCCUUGCAACAGCAACUUCUUGAAGACCGUUAGUAACUACCAUCAUCAUCGAGAGACUGUGACUAAAUUUUUGAGAAUUAACUUUAAAACGAAGAAUGUUCAUAAUAAGAAGGACAUGCUGAAGAUAAAUAACAUUCAAGCGAACUGAGUGAAUAAUCUUAUUCACAACAACAAAUGCAAAAUAAUUUAAUUAAUACAAAAAUUAAAAAUAAAAUUGAAAAAAAUUAAAAAAAAGUGAAAAACUCAAAAAUAAUUUAUGGAGGGCCUGCUCCCUCUCCUAAAACUACGCAUUUGGCAGAAAUUAUUAUGCCAGAAAAAUAUGAGCAGUACCUUGCUCAAGUUGGUGGCAUAUCAAGAAGUGGCACAAUGUGCUCGCAAACUACACAGCCAUUGUAUCCUGCUGUCCUUUCCAAACAAAAUUCUAACUAAAGUUCCUUUUCUGUGAACGAAGAAGAUUUAUAAUAAAAAUAAUUCGAUUAAUAAUAGUUACAACAGCAAUAAUAAUAUUAAAUUCAAUCAAAGGCUUAGAAAAAAGCAGCUUUGAAAAAGAAGAAUAAACUAACUUAAAAUAUUGAAUAAGUUUUCUAUGAUGACGAUGAUGAAAGUGCAAUUUAAACCAAAUAAAAAAGAAAAUCAAGUAAAAAUACAGACGAAAAUCAUGAUGAUUAAAUCGAUGACGAAAGCAGCGCUGGCUCUGCUGAAUAAUUUGCAAAAUGCUCUGAUGGCAGUCAGUCUAAGAGCAAGUUUGAUACAAAAAAUCUUGUUAAAAACUUUUUAAAUUAAUUUUUGACUUUUGUCUAAUCAGAAGAAGAGGAGUAACAAAUUAUGGAGUUGUUAGGCAUAAAUGAUGCCUCUGAGCUUAAUGAAUAUAAAAAUAUUCUCAAGUAAUUCUUUAAAAACAAAAAGUUUAACAGAGCUCUCCUAAAAGAGUUUGUUUUCAUUGUUGGAUACAGGAAGUUGUUCUUGCAUUUUCUCCAAAACAAAGCGCAUAAUUGGAUCAUGCAAGGCAGAAUGAAAGAUAAAGCAUCUCACUUGAGAGCACUAUAGAAUUUUAUCUACAUCUGUUAAAAUUUCACAGAAAUCAAAUCAUGGAGAUUCAGAUACAACUUCGUCUGA